ACGCUCGGCGCCGCGUCAGUACAUGCGGACUCGCCGCGGCGUGCGAAUCACAUUUUUCCAGAGGUAUACAUCUCUAUCCCGCCCAUCGUAUUUUACAAUUCUCUCUCUUAUCCGGUUUUAUUAAAUCGCGUUUCAAGUUUUCGAUAAGCUCGGAGAGAAAUUUAAUUCGCGCUAUCACGAGAAUCCUUAGCGACUUGUUCUCAAGAUUUAAAUCGGCAAUCGAAAAUCAAGAAUCAUGCCAGCAGACGCCGAACUCAGCAACCUGCUCAACAGACGGCAAAGGAUCAACAACGAGCUCGAAGAGGGUAAAGAGGUGAAGAAGCAGUACAAGUUCGUAAACGUUUACACCGAGUUCCACGAGUUGUCACGUCGCGAAAUCAAGCAAUACGAGCAGACCUUCAACAGAUUCGACGAUGGACAUGAUGGCUAUCUCGAUCUCUCCGAAUUGAAGCGAAUGAUGGAAGUUUUAGGUGCACCGCAAACGCAUCUCGGACUCAAGGCAAUGAUCCAGGAGGUCGACGAGGAUGGCGACGGCCGUAUAUCUUUCCGUGAGUUUUUACUGAUCUAUCGUAAGGCACGUGCCGGUGAGCUGGAACAAGAUUCCGGAUUGAGCCAGCUAGCCAGACUCACUGAAGUGGACGUCGAUGAAGUUGGUGUUACCGGAGCUAAAAACUUCUUCGAAGCCAAAAUCGAGCAGUUGCGAAAGGCUUCGAAGUUUGAGGAUGAGAUUCGCAUGGAGCAAGAGGAGCGAAAACGAGAGGAGGAGGAAAAAGCGGCGAGGCGAGAGCAGUUCCGGCAAAAAGCCGCGAUCUUCGGCAAAUAAUCAAAAAAGAACGAAGAUUACGAGAGAGCGAAAGUAGCCGACUUGUCAUUAGAAUGCAAAAACCGAUUGCCUUAGAUUGCUUAGACUUAUUUCCGACGCUCGAUAUCGAUGCCGUCAACGAUUACAUAAACCAUUUAAAUGCUCCAAAGCAACGUGAAAUUGUGAAUUUAUCUAUUAUUACAGAAGAAUUCAAAGUAAGUGAUGUAAUUUCCGGUGCUAUUUGCAUCACGAAUAACGAUUUUAUACCAAUCGUCUUUAAUUUCGUAAAUAAACGAAUCAUUUCCGCGUGUCAAACGAUUUCGAAAUCCCAAUUCAGCAAAAUUAUAACGCUUUUUGUGUUUGAUUUGAAGACUGUGUGUGACAUUUUUACGAUACCAUGCUUUCAACUUAAUAAAACAUAACUAAAAUAACAUGAAAAAUCCGUUUCUUCAAAGCAAGACGAAUAAUAGAGAACGCAUAUUCUUUAAUUGUCACACAAUUUUUAAUUUUUGUAUAUUUAUUAUUUACACUACUAAAUAAUUAAAGCAUUUAGCACUAUUCGAAAUACAUAAUUGUAAAGAGUAUUUAAUAACGUUCAUAUAAUCGUACAUGUCAAUUUUUGUAGAAAUCGAAAUUUUGGAGAACUAUUGAUCUAUCGUCCGGCACAUAUCUAUUCUAUAGAAAUAUUAAAAAUUGUUACAGAGUUAUUAUUUUAUGACAAAAAUUU
This is a messenger RNA of Camponotus floridanus (Florida carpenter ant), 1529 nucleotides long. RefSeq names its product EF-hand domain-containing protein D2 homolog (gene Swip-1). The coding region runs from base 236 to 823 and encodes 195 amino acids. Gene Ontology annotation, molecular function: calcium ion binding. NCBI's taxonomy places the organism in Eukaryota, Metazoa, Arthropoda, Insecta, Hymenoptera, Formicidae. The transcript has 4 exons. The record is from RefSeq and is a predicted model, not a curated record.